CCCCCGCGUCAGAGACGAGCAGCAGAAGGCGGUGAUGGUGGCGGUGGUGGCGGUGUUGUUGUUGUGAGGGCACACGCAGGGAGACUUGCAGGAGGAGCGGAGACCAUGGCUGGGUUCCCUGAGGAGCGCGACUUCGUCGAGCCCAGCACCGAGGAGACGACGCCCGCCGCCCGCCAGUCGGCGGAGGAGGUGGAGGAGGCCAAGCUCCGGGCCAAGUACCCCAACAUCGUGCCGCAUCAACCGGGAGGCUCCCACUUCCUCCGCAAACGCCUCCAGAAGGGGCAAAAAUACUUUGACUCCGGAGACUACAACAUGGCCAAGGCCAAGAUGAAGAACAAGCAGCUGCCGCAGCCGGGCGGCGAGGUGACUGGCGACCACAUUCCCACGCCCCAGGACCUGCCCCAGCGCAAGAGCGGCGCCAUGGCCAGCAAGCUCGCCGGGUAGCCGAGGCACGCCGCUGGCGCAGACCGGCGCGGGCGCAGCCUCCCUGCCCCUGCCGAGCACGCGACACUACAACCCCUACCGCCACGGCCACCGCCGCAACGCUGACACUGACUUCAGCAGCACCACCACGACCAUCAUUAAUACACUGACGGCACCACCACUACCACCACCACUACCACCAUGAAUACACUGACAGCACCACCACCUGCUACACUGACACCACCACUCUUGCAACACUGCCACUGACAUCAUCAGCACCACCACUACCACCACCACUACCACCACCACUACCACCACUACCACCACCACGACCACCAGCAUCACCGCCACUGCAACACUGCCGCCGACAUCACCACUGACAUCAUCAUCAGCACCACCACCUCCCGCUAUGAGACCACCGCCCUUUCCGAGCGCCCAGGGGACAACCUGGUCCCAUGGCCGCCGCCCCCCUUUCUAGUUCCCUGCGUCCCAGUGCGUGAGAGAUCCACCCGGGGUGCGUCCCGGUGCGUGAGAGAUCCACCCAGGGUGAGUCCCAGUGCGAGAGAGAUCCACCCGGGGUGAGUCCCUGUGCGUGAGAGAUCCACCCGGGGUGAGUCCCUGUGCGUGAGAGAUCCACCCGGGGUGAGUCCCUGUGCGUGAGAGAUCCACCCGGGGUGAGUCCCUGUGCGAGAGAGAUCCACCCGGGGUGCGUCCCAGUGCGAGAGAGAUCCACCCGGGGUGCGUCACUGUGCGUGAGAGAUCCACCCGGGGUGAGUCCCUGUGCGAGAGAGAUCCACCCGGGGUGCGUCACUGUGCGUGAGAGAUCCACCCGGGGUGAGUCCCUGUGCGAGAGAGAUCCACCCGGGGUGCGUCCCAGUGCGAGAGAGAUCCACCCGGUGCCGUGCGAAGGAUCGUCUCGUUCACGCGGGGGGGACACACGCGCUGACGGCACCACACCCACAUCGGCGGCACCACCACGACCACCGCGUGCGCCGACGAGGGAACCUGCCUUAGACGACGUUGCAGUACGCGCUCGAGAUGACCGCUUGCCGACAGCCCUCGGUGGAAUGCCACGCCAAAAAUGUGAAAGUGUGCUUUGUACACGGGAUGGCGAGUCUAGCGCGUAGGCUCGACUCGGUUGAUUUAAAAAAAAUUGCUGUUGCUGCUACCGCCGCUGCGUCUGCGUUUCACCACGUGUCACAGACGGUUUUGGUGUGUGAAGUUGUCACGGUCGAUCAUAAUGGUCGGUGACCCUUGUUUUUCUGAUGUGAGCACUCACGAGUUGGCCUAUAACAGCUGAACCCACAGAGGGCCGCAACGCUUGGGCAAUUGUUGGCAGCACCAGCUCAUCGCGUGGCUGCCAGGAGAUGAGCGAUUGCUCAUCUCCUGGCGCCCCUCCGGUCGUUCUCUCUCUCUCUGUACGAGAGCGAGCCUUCGCCGUGCGGCGACGGCGGCGUUACAAGUUGACGUUAUGGUUUUUAUUACCGUCGUCGUGCUCAGAAACCAGCAGCUCCUGUGUAGUACAGCAGCCGUUUGGACGGGGGCCAAAGAGAAGUUUGGAAAUGCCACUGGCCCGGGCCGACCGUGCGUUGGUUGACGCUUAACCCUCUCGUGUGGUACUGGCACCGCGCACGUAGACUGCAACGAGGCGGCCGAGCGUGCCGAAGUUCUAAAACAGUGUUAACCCGUUGAAAGUAUUUACCACUCCCCCCUCAGUACCCGAUUUUAGUGCGGCUGAGAUGCCUCGUGGUGACGGAUGGAGACACCGUCUUGGACGGUCUUGGAGUGGUUGGCCCGUGGGGCCCCGUUUCAAAACGGAAGUUGUGGCUUGUGUCUGGCUCGCCUCGGCCGUGUGGGGGGGGGGGAGGGGCGUAGGGAUUCUGACACACGGUCAGUGUAGCUGGGGUUUCAAGAGUUGAAGCUGAUUUUGUGACGCCUCUUUUUACAUUGGCACAUCUGAGCCGUGCCAGGCCCAUGUGGCACGGGUUGCUUCUCGCCACCCCCCCCCCCCAAGCCCCAUCCCACACAAACCGGGACGGCGCUGCCGGGCCGGGCCCUGCUGACGCCGUUCUGUUGAGCGGCGGAAAAGUAACAAAAAAGGUUUCAGCGGCAAAGUGCGCCGUGGGUGAUUUCCGCGCUUGGUGGGAUAGGAGGUCUACCGACUGUCGACGUCCGUAGCAGUAGUCGUAGUAGUAGUAGCAGCAGGAGUAGUAGUAGCAGGAGUAAAUAGCGAUGCUGUGAAUAACGAAUCGUAGCUAGUGCGGUGGCGUGCGACACCGGGCAGCACCGUCGCUUCAACUCUCCCGUUUCGACCGCGCGCCGAGUUUGUGUCUGGGGGCGGCCGCCGAUUUGAACGGUGCUUUUGCGAAGGAUUUCAAAUAAAACACGACUUUCUUUGCGCCCGCCAAACGCGCACUCGGG
Messenger RNA from Lethenteron reissneri (Far Eastern brook lamprey), 2844 nucleotides. RefSeq names its product cAMP-regulated phosphoprotein 19-like. The record is from RefSeq and is a predicted model, not a curated record. Gene Ontology annotation, cellular component: cytoplasm. Gene Ontology annotation, molecular function: protein phosphatase inhibitor activity. Lineage: Eukaryota; Metazoa; Chordata; Hyperoartia; Petromyzontiformes; Petromyzontidae.